ACCGGUCCAUAGCGGCUCCACGUCUCGAGCUUCGCGUCCCGCGGUGUACCGAAACGCACGCGAUCGCACCGCCGAUCCUGCCGAUCCCGUCCUCCGUGGGCUGUCAUUUCACACCCAGCCACCGACAUCCUCCGAAAUUAGAACAGAUCCGAAGUGAAAACCGUCCAAGGUAGAGUGAGGUGGAGAGAAAGAGAGAAGGGGGGGAGAGAGAGAACGAGAGAGAAACUGUGUGUGUUUUCCGAACUAAUGGAAACUGCGGACCCGACGAGCCGAUCCUGAAAUAUGACGGGACGAGGUGAUCCUCGGAGGUGUGGUGCUUCGGGGGUGAGUUGUGGGCUGCCGAACGGACCGAGGAUCUCCCCGAUUCCGCGAUAAUUACGCGCUCUCCAGACUACGGGCUUCGGUCCAGCCUCGCACUCUCUCUGCUUUUUUCCUCCCUCGCGACGAUCCCGGAGGAAGGAUGAGGACGAGGCGGAGGAGCGUCUCGCGAGGACACGCCGGUCGAUGUGGCUUCGAGCUGGCGAUCGAACGUCGGGCUGCGCGUUGAUCCUGCCGCGGAGAUCCCGGGGGCACGUCGGGAGGGUAGACCGUGGGAUUUUCCACCUGGGGAACCGACGUCCACGGAGGCGGUGGUCCCGGAAGCGGAUCUUGCGGUCGUGUUCGAUCCCUCCGCCGGGGGGCUCGAACACGCAUGGUGAUCUCGCAUGGUGAUCUCGUCGCGGCCUCGGCAGGGGUCGCGCACGGAGGGGGACUAAUCGGCCGACGCGCCGCGCUGAUCUUCGCGCUAAUUGAACAACGAUACGCGGCCGGCGCUUACGUGGGGAGUGACCGCGAGACGUCGGCGAGCUGGCGAAGUCGGAUUGCGCCCUCGAGGGUGGAUCAAGCGCGGCAUGACGAGGAACGUGCCGUCGGAUACGCGGUGGGCAUCAUAUCGAGCGCCGCCGAAGUUGACCAAGUGAAGGGGGAAAAAAGAAGAAUAUCGCGGGAUCGCUGAGAGGAAGCGUCGUCUCUCUCUCUCUCUCUCUCUCUCUCUCUGUUCCUCUCCGACGCGGUGAGGGAGAUAUGUUUAUCGAGGGUGACGCGCGCGAGGCGUGAGAAGGCGUGCGAUUCUUUUCGCGUGUGCUCGUGUCGAAGGAGAAUAGAGUGUGAUAGACGGGGGGAGGGGAGACACGGAGGGGGAGAGGAUGUUAUGGUGGUCCGCUGAGUCGACGAUGUCCGUUGGGCAUGACUGCCAGCGGAGGACGCGGCUGUCCAUGAAGACGAGCCUUCGUGCGCGUCGCGAAGAGAUCGCGAAUGACAUUUUGCAGGAGUGAUGGCUAUUUCGGGCCGGACACGCGGGUGUACUGCGCUCACAAGACGUUCCCUGCGAAUGCUUUAUCGCUGCUGCUGCAGAUUCGAAUGUGCGGAACUCGCAGAGGCGCAUGCAAACGCCGGGAAGAGAAGGGGCAGCGAGACGUGAAGCUUCCUCAUUCGCACGGCUCUCGUCGCGGGCAUAACUGAGAACGUUCCUAUUGCGCUCGAUGCACGUUACAUUAAGCUCAAGGUGAUAUGGAAGCAGAAGACGAAGUGGAUGAUGAGUUGUCGGAGGCCGCCGACACGGAAGCGAAUCACAACAACAACAUCGAGAGCUUCGAGACGAUGAAGAUCUCGACGAAGCCGGUGUCCUCGCGGACCCCGGAGAAGGACGAGUGUCCCCUGGUGCGCUCGUCCAAUCCCGAGGAGUCGCUACACGCGGCCGAUCCCGCCGGUCCCGAAACACUGCAAACGUCCGCGCGAACAGAAUCAAAACUAGUACCCCUAAGUACAAGUACAAAGACUGACGUGAAGGAGGGCGAGAUCGGCAGGUUAUGCAGGAGCAAGAAGGUCAGCUACCAGGACACCAUACAUGAAUACGACGAGGACGACAGCCUCACCAUGGACAGGGUCGGCAGAUACCUGGAGACGCACCCCGCUCUGGUGGAGACGUGGCUGCGGGAGAAAGCGAGCCUCCAGCUUCGACAUCGAUUGCAGAGCACGUGUAUACAGCAGCGGCAGAGAGCGCACCAAGAGGAGAGUCUUCUCGGACGCGGCAAACGCAACAGCGUCACGUCCGAUCUCUUUCAAACCUGGCUGGCCUCGAGCUCGCCCGCCAAGCGCAGCAAGAGUCCCAACAGGACUCACAGCUCGUUGAUGGGUCGGCGCGAAGAGCUCGGCAGGCUGGACGAGAGCGACCUGUUCAUGGAGCUGAUCCGGGACGUGGCGAACGAGCUCGAUAUCAACGUGCUCUGCCACAAGAUCCUGGUGAACGUCGGCCUACUCACUCACGCCGAUCGCGGCAGCCUGUUCCUGGCGAAGGGACCCCUGGAUGACCGGUACCUGGUGGCGAAGCUGUUCGACGUCACGCAGGACACCGAACUCGAGGAGGCCGUACAACGGGCUAAGAACGAGGAGAUUAAGAUACCGUUCGGGGUCGGUAUCGCCGGCUACGUGGCGCAGACUAAGGAAAUUAUCAACAUCAAGGACGCUUACAAGGAUCCGAGGUUCAACAGCGCCAUCGACAUGCGGACCGGCUACAAGACGACGUUGAUCCUAUCGAUGCCUAUCUGCAACUACGAAGGCGACGUCAUCGGGGUCGCCCAGAUCAUCAACAAGACGAACGGCAGCAACGAAUUCACCAAGAGGGAUGUCGAGGUGUUUCAAAGAUACCUCACCUUUUGCGGCAUCGGGAUACAGAACGCACAAUUGUUCGAGCUCUCGGUGCAGGAGUACAGGCGCAAUCAGAUACUCCUCAACCUGGCGAGGAACAUAUUCGAGGAGCAGAACAAUCUCGAAUGCCUCGUCACGAAGAUCAUGACCGAGGCGAAGGAGUUGCUCAAGUGCGAGAGAUGCGCCGUUUAUCUGCUGGAUUUGGACUGCGGCGAGGCAGGCCAUCUCGAGAAAAUCGUCGAGCGGCCCGGGAAAUCGGUGCAAGAGAGCAGAAAGCCGUUGUCGAGGCGAGAGAGCAACAACAUCGACAUGGAGGACAUUAUACAGCAGCAUACCUCCUCCGAGGGCAACAAAUUCACCAUGAUCUUCGAGAUGGAGAACGAGACGCAAGAAGCCCGAAUUUAUCGGCCGAACGCGAGCGACCUGUCGAGCUCGUUGGGACAGAUCGCGAGAUACGUCGCCGCGACGGGCCAGAUCCUCAACAUCGGCGACGUCGCCACAUGGCUGAAGAAGGACGUGAUGGAGAGAGGGAGGGAACCGAUCCGGAGUAUUCUGUGCAUGCCGAUCGUCAACGGGCAGAGGAUCGUGAUCGGGGUCGCUCAGUUAAUCAACAAGGACAACGGCACGUCGUUCACCGAUUCGGACGUCUCGAUAUUCGAAGCGUUCGCCAUCUUCUGCGGCCUCGGCAUCCACAACACGCAGAUGUACGAGUCCGCCUGCAAGCUGAUGGCGAAGCAGAAGGUGGCUCUCGAGUGUCUCAGCUAUCACGCGACCGCCAACAACGACGACACCCUGAGACUGACCUCCGAUUCUAUACCGUCCGCGGAGAAGUUCAAUCUCUACAGUUUCACGUUUAUCGACUUCGAUCUCACCGACGACGACACAUGCCGUGCCACCAUCAGGAUGUUCAAACAGUGCGACCUCAUACAGAAGUUUCAUAUACCGUACGACGUCCUGUGCCGGUGGAUUCUCAGUGUGAAGAAGAACUACAGGCCAGUGAAAUACCACAACUGGAGGCACGCACUGAACGUCGCGCAAACGAUGUUCGCGAUGCUGAAAACCGGAAAAAUGGAGCAAUUCAUGACCGACCUGGAGAUCCUGGGACUGCUGGUGGCGUGUCUCUGUCACGAUCUGGACCAUCGCGGCACCAACAAUGCCUUUCAGACGAAAACGGAGUCACCACUGGCGAUCCUCUACUCAACGAGCACAAUGGAGCACCAUCACUUCGACCAAUGCGUCAUGAUCCUGAAUUCCGACAGCAAUAACAUCUUCCAGAGCCUCUCGAUGGAGGAUUACAGGCGGGUGAUGAGGGUCGUGGAGAGUGCGAUUCUGUCGACCGAUCUGGCGAUGUACUUCAAGAAGAGGAAUCGCUUCAUGGAGGUGAUCGACGAAGGCGAGUUCGACUGGCAGAGCGAAGAGAAGAAGGAAUUGUUAUGCGGCAUGAUGAUGACGGCCUGCGAUGUGAGCGCCAUAGCGAAGCCUUGGGAGGUGCAACAUCGCGUGGCGAAGCUGGUGGCCGACGAGUUCUUCGACCAGGGUGACCUGGAGCGCCUCCAGCUGAACCAACAGCCGGUGGCGAUGAUGGACCGCGAGAGGCGAGACGAGCUGCCGCAGAUGCAAGUCGGCUUCAUCGACGUGAUCUGCCUGCCGCUCUACAAGGUCAUGGCGGAGACCUUCCCGUGGAUAUUGCCGCUCUACGAGGGCACGAUGGACAACAGGAAGCAUUGGCAGGAUCUCGCGGAGAAGGUCGAGAUGGGGCUCACGUGGAUCGACCGCGACACGAUCGAGGAGCCGGUGGAAGAGUUCGUCUCCUACGAGCCCAAGGACAUCGAGUUCACCGUCACGACUCUGAACUGCGCCCAUGCCGACAAGAAGGAGGUGCCGGACAAGUCGACGCUCGGCAGGUUCGCCUCGUUGAGGAAAGGCGGCCGCACGUUGAGCAAGGGUGUCCGGCAUCGGAUCAGCAGGUCCCUCUACACCCGCAGCAGUUCCGAGGACGCCGGCAAGUCGAAGACGUUGCUGCCGGAGCGGAAGAAUCGGAACAAGCUGUGCCUGCUCAUUUGACGGCUAACCUCGACAACGCUCGAGAGCAUACCAGAGUGAUGGCUACAUUAACGUGGCGAGAUUUGGAAACGAGUAUUUAGUGGCGCACGUCGCAGCUUCCAGGUCGUGGAGGACGGGGAGCCUUUAACGUUAGAAUCGCCUGGCAAGUUUCGACGGGUAAAACUACCGCAGCUGUCAUUGAGCGCAGAGAGCUUUAGGGUGAACCUAGAAAGUCGCUCUAACGACAGGUAGCAGACGCGGCAGCUGGUGGUGAAGGCGUGAAUCGCCGGACGGAGGAGAAUCGCUGUCUACUUGGUUAUCACGCGAACCGGAGGAGCACUGUCGAAGGAUACCGCAGUUAUUCCAGAUAGAUCGUUCGAAGAGAGCUGUUCGAAGUUACUUUUAUAGAAGCGGAGUACUUACGGGAAAUGAAUCCUUAUCAAGAACUCUCUGGGAAGAGAGAGUGAGAGAGAGAGGGGGGGAAGCGAAAAGAGCGAGUGAUGAUCGGAGGAAUGAUCAUACCACGACUAUCUCGCAGUUCAGAGUAAUCAUUCGACAAGAUUUCAAAUCGGUCGAGGUGGAAGAAAGGAAGGACGAAGAGAACGGAAAUGAGCGAGGAUGAAUUUCGCAACUCGUGAGAAGCAAAUGUUCGAGACGAGUUUAAUUGGAUCUUGAAAGAUUGACAAUAUCGGCGAAGAAACGCUUCGAAGAAGCAGGUGGUGAGCGAGAAGACAAUACCGAAGCAGAUCGAGAAAUGAGCGGGAGAAAUUCCGAUCGAAUUACCGAGAGAAUUACCCCCGGCUGAGAAUCGUAGAAGCAGAAACGAGUCAAUAUUUGAGUAACAACCACCUCCGGGGAUCGUUCCUGGAGGGAAAGAUCGUGCUCGAAGAGGAUGAUCUUAUCGAUCCCGACGUGCAUAUUCUCCACGGUACCAUUGUCAGAAGUAGGAAAUCGUCGAAUCAAAAUAACGAAUUAAUAAAACGCUAAUGGCGAGAGCCUUCGCGGUGUGAGGACGUAGAAUAGAACCGAGCGUGUAUCCCGUGUAAAAGGAAGGAGGGCGGGGACGAAGAGGGGGAGGAGAAAGAAGAAGGAAAAAGGUGAUCUCGCAUCGGGUCCCGAAAAGACUGUCGCCCGUAGAUUUUAAGGC
Molecule: messenger RNA, 5875 nt
Organism: Dinoponera quadriceps
Lineage: Eukaryota; Metazoa; Arthropoda; Insecta; Hymenoptera; Formicidae
Gene: Pde6
Product: cGMP-specific 3',5'-cyclic phosphodiesterase
Exons: 14
Coding region: 1549-4749 (1066 amino acids)
Biological process (GO): signal transduction
Molecular function (GO): 3',5'-cyclic-nucleotide phosphodiesterase activity; protein binding
Source: RefSeq, a predicted model, not a curated record